Molecule: messenger RNA, 264 nt
Organism: Nerophis lumbriciformis (worm pipefish)
Lineage: Eukaryota; Metazoa; Chordata; Actinopteri; Syngnathiformes; Syngnathidae
Source: RefSeq, a predicted model, not a curated record
AUGACCGCGCAGGUGUGUGUGUUGUACUUUGCGAAGAGCGCCGAGCUGAGCGGCUUACGGGAGGAGCUUUUGCCAGUGGACACGCCCAUCAGCAGCCAGGACCUUUGGACUCGGUUACUACAGCAACACCCCGGACUGCACGUGCUGCAGGGUCACGUGGUGUUGGCGGUGCGCCGUCAGUACGUCGCCGUCGACGACCCCCGGCCGCUGACCUUGCGGGACGGAGACGAGGUCGCCGUGGUGCCGCCGCUCAGCGGAGGAUGA